CGGAAGUUUGGUUGUUUUUCCUGGUGAGGUCACACUGUUGUCACUGAGACUUUGUAGUCAAAGCUUUUUUGACAGCAAAAUGAACUUUGACGGCGCUCCAAUGUCCUGUUAUUGAAGUUCCUCUGAACCUUGAGCUGGUUUGGUUUUUUUCUCUGGGAUUAGAGCUGAAAGAAGCAGAAAAAUGCAGCUUUGACAACUCCAGUCCUCCCUGGAGCUGAUUGAUUGGCUAAACGGCUGCUUAGCCUCUGCACACAGAACAUCUGCAGGUGCAGCAGCAAUAUGACUAAGAGAAGCCCAUCUCUUCAGCUGGUUAAAAGCGAACAGCUGAAUGUUUCCUUUCUGAAACGGAACAGGAUGCUGAACCAUCACUGCAGAGGGAACCCCGACCUCCAUGAGGAGCUGCAGAUCCAGGCUGCAGUCGCAGCGGGGGACAUCUGCACCGUCAGGAGGAUGCUGGAGCAGGGGUACUCGCCCAAGAUACGGGACGCCAACGGGUGGACGCUGCUGCACUUCUCCGCCGCCAAAGGAAAAGAGCGAUGUGUCCGCGUUUUCCUGGAGCAUGGAGCCGACCCCACGGUGAAGGACUUCAUCGGCGGCUUCACUGCUCUUCACUAUGCAGCCAUGCACGGCAGGGCCCGCAUCGCCCGACUGAUGCUAGAGUCCGAGUACCGGGGCGACAUCAUAAACGCUAAAAGCAACGACGGCUGGACGCCGCUACACGUGGCGGCCCACUACGGCCGCGACUCCUUCGUACGCCUCCUCCUGGAGUUCAGGGCUGAGGUGGACCCGCUCAGCGACAAAGGCACCACGCCGCUGCAGCUGGCCAUCAUCCGCGAGCGCUCCAGCUGCGUGCGGAUCCUGCUGGACCACAGCGCCAACAUUGACAUUCAGAACGGCUUCCUGCUGCGCUACGCCGUCAUCAAAGGAAACCAUUCCUACUGCCGCAUGUUCCUGCAGAGGGGAGCGGACACAAACCUCGGCCGUCUAGAAGAUGGACAGACUCCGCUGCACCUGUCAGCCCUCAGGGAUGAUGUGCUGUGUGCUCAGAUGCUCUACACGUACGGCGCCAACACCAACACCAGGAACUACGAAGGCCAGACCCCGGUAGCUGUGUCUGUUAGUAUGUCUGGAAUAAGCCGGCCCUGUCUGGACUUCCUGCAGGAAGUCACCAGGCAACCUCGAAGUCUCCAAGACCUGUGUCGAAUAAAAAUCCGUCACUGCAUCGGCCUUCAGAGCUUGAAAUUCCUGGAGGAUCUUCCCAUUGCAAAAGUUAUGAAAGACUAUUUAAAACAUAAGUUUGACAGUUUGUGAAGCAACAAAAGGACGAAGCGACGGUGACGGACUCUCUGUCAGACUAUGCAAGCAUUACGAUUCAGCUCUACGAGAAGGAUCCUCUGCUGUGUUCUGUACGUGCUGAAGAAGAUUUAGUCCAAUCUGAUUUCUUUUCCUUAUCGAUGCUCUAUUAAGCCUUAUUUAACUUAUUGCAGUUUCUGACAAUUUUUAGUAGGCACUUUUUUUUUUUUUUAGGACUGAAACCUAAUUUGACUGCAUUUGGCAUUGUUCCCAUAGUAAUCACAUUAACUUUUUAUUACUUUGUUAUAACCCCACUGGUAAAAGUUGAGAAAUGGAGCAUGGGCAUGAUGCCAUUAGGAUUUUCUGAUUAUUUUUCUCAAUGUCCGAAAUAUGAAAGGUAGCUUUUUUUUCUUUUAUUUUU
Messenger RNA from Cyprinodon tularosa, 1714 nucleotides. RefSeq names its product ankyrin repeat and SOCS box containing 7 (gene asb7). The transcript is spliced from 5 exons. NCBI's taxonomy places the organism in Eukaryota, Metazoa, Chordata, Actinopteri, Cyprinodontiformes, Cyprinodontidae. Gene Ontology annotation, biological process: intracellular signal transduction. Bases 280 to 1311 code for a protein of 343 amino acids. The record is from RefSeq and is a predicted model, not a curated record. Gene Ontology annotation, molecular function: protein binding.